This is a messenger RNA of Trichomonas vaginalis G3, 399 nucleotides long. RefSeq lists its product as uncharacterized. The coding region runs from base 1 to 399 and encodes 132 amino acids. The record is from RefSeq and is a predicted model, not a curated record. The transcript has a single exon. NCBI's taxonomy places the organism in Eukaryota, Parabasalia, Trichomonadida, Trichomonadidae.
AUGAGUAUUAUCCCGCGUUAUCUCUCGGAACCAGCAUAUACUAUUGAUGUUCCCUCCAAACAAGAAUAUAAUGGAACAUCACUACAGCCAGUCAGUUUUCAAAGAUUUUCACCAAAGUUUCAAAAAUGCAAAGGCAAAUUCAACUAUAAUUCAUAUAAAAACUAUAAUACGAAGAACGACGAACUUCCCCUAAAGAAUCCACUUCAGUUUACAUUUAAACUACGUCGUUCAAUUCCUCAACCUAUUAAUCCUGUUUACUGCAAGGAUCCAAUGAAUAGCUUCCCAAACUUGUAUACGAAUAAAUAUCAAAUUGUUCCAUACGCAGAGCCAUUUCAAUUCACUUCUCAAUAUCCCGAUUCGAAAUACGUUGAAGAAUGGCCUCGCAUUACCAUCAAUUAG